CGCCCCGCGGCGGAGCGGAGCGGGUCCCCGGGGCUCGGGCGAGGCCGCCCGCCCGCGCGCCGGUCACCCCGACGGCCCCAACUUCUCACCGCCCGUCCCUUCCCGCCCUCCUUCUCGAAGAUUCCGAGCUCCGGGACGCCCCGAGGGCGCGGGCUCAGGACGACCUCUGGGUGCGGCCGCGUUGAGAGACACACAGACCGGAAGGACCUGUAGAAAUGGCUUGCUCAUCUGUAAGAUGGAGACACAGCCCUGAGAUAUAGCUCAGACCCACAAUGGCCUGGGCCUGCUGAUUCCCCAUGUUGUGGAACUCCAGCACCUGUUGGUGUGGAGGAGCAGCUCUGAUGAUGGUCACACUCAUCACCGAGAAGCUGCAGAACCAGAGGCUGGACGACCGCAGCCGCAGGGUCCUCCAGGCCGGCGCGUAUUCUGCCGAGAAACUGAACAGAAGUGGCCAUUUGUUCCCUUUGGAGGCUGGUGGAGACAAGAGCCCCUGGCCAGCCUUGCGUGGAGGACGGCCUGUCGGGAGCCCGGGAGCUGCAGGCUCCACUUGCCCCUUCCGGCCGGGCCCACGUGCUGUGGCUCAUGCAGAUGGUGUCCUGUGGAGGCCAGAGUCACCAGGCCUGUGCACAGGCCCAGGCAGCCCUUUGGACCUCGGUGAGAAUUCAGGGCCACCCGUGGCACCACCGACCAAGCGACACUGCCGGUCCCUGUCAGAGCCCGAGGAGCUGGCUCGCUGCCGGUCCCCUUGGCGCCCCAGCGGCUCCAAGGUCUGGACUCCAGUCUCCAAGCGGCGGUGCAACAGUGGCGGGAGCGCCACGCUGCGGCGCUGCGGCGGCCUGGGGAGCUCAGGCCUGCCCAGGAGCCCCACCUCGCCCCUGGUGCCCCGGCCCGCCUCCGCCGGCAGCGGCUUCGUGGACAGCAGUGAGGGCAGCACAGGCCUGGGCCCACCGUGGUGCCCUGAGCGGCCUGGCUGGCUCUCCAGGCGCCGCUUGUCCCUCUCCCAGGAGCACCUGGCCGAUACGGGGGCUCACCCGCCUUCUGCCAGCAGCACCCCAACAUCCACGCCGGAGCUGGGCCGGCGCCACGGCCUGCCCCGGUGCCGCUCACAGCCAUGUGUGCUCAGUGGGAGGAGAAGCCGGCGCAAGAGGCAGCGCGAGGAGGCCAGGUGGACACGCCCGUCCUUGGACUUCCUCAAGAUGACCAGGACGUUGAAAAACUCCAAGAGCCUUUGCUCCCUGGACUACGAAGACGAUGAUGAGGACGACACGCAGGCCAAGACGGUGGUGUCCUCUCCGUGUGACUCGCAGGACCUGGUGGGCAUCGUCACGCCCAGCUCCAGCCCCAGCCCGUGGGCGUGCAGGGAGCGGGGGGCCGGCCCGGGCGGGGGCAGCGGGGACCCCGGUGACUGGGGCAGUGCGGGGGAGGAGGGCGUCUUCCCUCGGGACGGCAGCGACCUGGACCUGGAGCAGAUUGAGAACAACUGAUGACGCAGCCGCCGCCCGGGCACCGGCUGGCAGAGCGGGCGUGCUGAUGUGGACGCGGAGGCUUCGUUUAGAUUCAGUUUUUCCUAAAGAGGUAUUUUGCAUUUUUACGGCUUUUACAGUUUGGGAGAGCAUCUCUAUUUUGAAAUGAGUUUUCAGAAGGGCGUUCUAUUAAAUGUGAUUCUGCCAGA
This is a messenger RNA of Perognathus longimembris pacificus (Pacific pocket mouse), 1672 nucleotides long. RefSeq names its product family with sequence similarity 53 member A (gene Fam53a). The record is from RefSeq and is a predicted model, not a curated record. Gene Ontology annotation, cellular component: nucleus. Gene Ontology annotation, biological process: protein import into nucleus. The transcript is spliced from 5 exons. The coding region runs from base 297 to 1484 and encodes 395 amino acids. Lineage: Eukaryota; Metazoa; Chordata; Mammalia; Rodentia; Heteromyidae.